Messenger RNA from Cyphellophora attinorum, 2196 nucleotides. RefSeq lists its product as uncharacterized. Bases 1 to 2196 code for a protein of 731 amino acids. The record is from RefSeq and is a predicted model, not a curated record. The transcript has 5 exons. NCBI's taxonomy places the organism in Eukaryota, Fungi, Ascomycota, Eurotiomycetes, Chaetothyriales, Cyphellophoraceae.
AUGAACCCACGUGUGGAAGCCGAUGAUGAGGCUGCGACUUUGAGACCAGACGAUGACGAAGCUACAACCUUGAGACCAGACGAUAUAGGCACUAUCAGCGAUGAAACUGCGACUUACGUGCAGGCCGCGGAAAGUACGCUUGCGAAUAGUCUUGCUGCUCAGGUACGCCUUUCUCACAAUCACGGACCUGACCAGAGAUACAUGGAGCAACGAUCCCUCCCACCUCGAACGGUGCAGUUCAACCCUCAACUUGAGAUGCAUGCCCAGAAGUUCCGAGAGAUCGUCGAGGAGUAUAGGCAUUCUGUAACGGAAAAGCAGAUCAAAGAUCUUGAUCUGAGCAAGACGCAUUCUUGGGACGAAGUCUUUCGUGUGGUGAGAACUGCACAGGAUAAGUACAUACGAGCUGGCCAGAAGCCGGUCAGGAGAGCUAGCAGGUUCCUCGGGAGGCAGUCAGAGUCGGUUCUGCCCUUUCUCAGGAUCAUUCCGAAUGGCACUUAUACGUCAAUGAUUUGCGGAGGACUGAAGUCGGCCAUGCACCUGAGCAAUGCACGCGAGGAAGUACUCCGAACCAUUGAGGAUAUGCCUGAGAUCAUUCUCCAAGCUGAGCAUGCUGUGGAGACGUUCCCACCGGAUCUAAGUCUCGACGAUAAAGCAGAUGAGCUAUAUCUAUCCAUAUUCACCGCCCUCCAGGGCGCUGUCGAGUGGUUCGCGAAGAACCCUAUUGGCAAGCAGACUGCAGCUUUGGUUCAAGGUCCACUGUACAACAAGGCCUUCAAGCAAAACAUCAAAGCCCUUGACGAUGCUCUGGAGUCCUUCAAGAAAAGGUGCGACACACUUCGCGAUGGUGCCAUCGUGGAUACUCACAAGACCGUCAAAACCACACAUACGCUUGUUGGUCAGGUUGCAACCACUACAGGCGAAAUCGAGGUCACCACUAAGGACACCCGUGAGCUUGUUCAAACCUUGCAGAGCGGCGCGGAGGACCUCAUGCGCACCGCCAAUGGCACGGACGCUCGACUCAUACAGGUCAAGACGGAAGCUCAGUGGGUUGGAGAGGGAAUCAAUACGCGCAUCGGCGACGUUCAAUCUACCCAACGUGCUACCAGAGCGCGAAUUGAAGAUAUCCAUGACGCUCAACAUGCUACCCAUGCAGCGGUGGAUAAAAUGACAGACGUGCAAAGAGCCAUUCAUGAAGCGACCGAAGCUAUGACACUUUCCCGUCAGAAUGCGGAGUGGCAGUCGAAUGCAGCUAAGCAGAUCCGACAACUCAGACGAAAGGUCAAAAGACUCGAAACAUCUGGGAGUGCUGCCUCCCUUUCAGAUCUGCUAGAGAUCAUCGACGUCGACGAAAAUCUUGCAGAGAACGACCGGAUGGCAGUCCGUCGAGGAUGUCAGUCGCUCUCAGCCUCAGAUGCUCAAGUACCACAUGGGAUCAUAGUUGGGCAAAUAUACACUGACUGGGUAUCCGCAAAUGACUCCGGCGCGUUGUUCAUCGAAGGGGGACAGCCCAUGGUAAGCGGAAAUCGAUACACAUCACUUUCGCUACUCAGUUGCAUCGUCACCGAUGUCCUCCAGCAGGACAUAACGAUCCAUCACUUCUGUCGCCGCCACGUCAGAGUUGACGAUCUGUUUCACGGACCGAAAGGUAUGAUGAGGAACUUGAUCCACCAAGUUGCACGAUAUUUGAAUGCUUCCACAGCGCUCAAGUUUCCACACAACCCACGAAAUCGAAAACUUCUGGAGUCGCACGAUCUCUCAACCUUAUGCGCAUGCUUUGCAUACGUCGUGGAACAAGUACCUGAUGACCCUGUCAUCUUCUGCAUCAUUGACGGCAUUGACGCUUUCGAAAAGCACACAUGGGCUGCAGAAUGUCGCAAGGUGAUGAACACCCUUCAAGAUAUGGCCCAUGGCGAGGCAGAUGGCCCGGUGUUCAAACUGCUUGUCACCAGUCCUGGUCGCAGCAAAUUCGUAGGCUCGGACUUCGACGACCAACAACGCAUGCGGCUGGCCAGCGCGGGCAAUACCAGUCGAGAUAAUCCCACGCCGCGUGAGUUGGCACAGGGAGCUCGACGACAGCAACGGCGGCGCAACAGCGAGGUCUAUCGUGGGUUGAGAGCCAGCGCGGUCGCCGCCAUGAAGGAGUCGUCAGACGAAAGCAGUGAUUCUGAGCUGUCGUCGGCGUCGAAUCCUGAUUGA